Molecule: messenger RNA, 6563 nt
Organism: Dreissena polymorpha
Lineage: Eukaryota; Metazoa; Mollusca; Bivalvia; Myida; Dreissenidae
Product: F-box DNA helicase 1-like
Exons: 20
Coding region: 110-4096 (1328 amino acids)
Biological process (GO): replication fork processing; double-strand break repair via homologous recombination
Cellular component (GO): nucleus
Molecular function (GO): DNA binding; hydrolase activity; 3'-5' DNA helicase activity
Source: RefSeq, a predicted model, not a curated record
GUUGUUCUAAGCGACUCAUGGCACGAAACGUCCAACCCCUUUACAAACAAUGAAAUAAAAAAAUAACGACUUUUUAGAAAAUAAUUUAUCAUGGGGACUGUCUUAAAUUAUGGGAACCUCGCACAUUUUAGACUUGACAGUUGAAUAUAUAGAAUUUCUUGUUGUGCAAUUUAUAAGAUUUUGUGUAUUCCUUAUUUCGUCGAAGCAUGAAACAAGUAUUGUCGCAAAUAUGGGUGACAAAUCAACUUUAGAGGAAGAGUUUGGUGAAUGCAUUGAAAACGUCCAUGAUUAUAGCUAUUGUGAAAGUGUUGAUAUAGAAAUUGGUAAAGUCCACUCAUCAGCUGCUAAAAGAAAUAGCAUUGAAGUAGCCCGCAAUUCUAAAAGAAAACGCUUGCAUAUGGACAGUUCCGAAUGCUUUGAGCAAGGUAAUAAGUCGUUAGCAAGUGGUUCCCCAGGUUUAUCGCUUUCUGUCAAUAGAGAUGCCAGCAGGGGAUUGUAUCCUGUCAUCAGAAACAGAAAACGAAAGGUUGAUGUGCAUGAUGAAAGACACAACUUUGCAAGAAUUAAUACAGAAAAUUCAACAUUUGCUAAUGCCAGAACUGGGUUUGUGGCUGCAAGUGAAAUGUAUAACAUUGCUGUGAACAAGUCUCCAAUAAAAGAAACACCUGACAAUUUUGAUAAUCAGUCAUUUAGAAAAGUACCAAAACAAAUUAAGCAAAUACAAAAUCAAGGGAGCAUUUUGAACUUCUUCAUGCAAUGCCCAUCUAAAUUAGAAUGUCCAUCAGGAACCGUCUUCAAUACUUCAACUAAGCCUAUAACCCAGGUUAUGAAAGACAGCAUGGAAUCCACAACGUCCAUUGAUGCAAUGGUACCAAAACUAAACAUUGAAAUGAAUAAUGAUAAAAUACCAGCCUCGGGAAGGUCAGUCCUGUAUUCGCCCAUAAAAAAAGCUGGGAAUGACUGUGACUCCACCUGUAUUUAUAUCAGUAACGAUAACAUACCAGCCUCGGGAAAGUCAGUCAAGUAUUUGCCCGUAAAUAAAGCUGGAAAUGACUGUGACUCCACCUGUAUUGAUAUCAGUGACGAUAAAAUACCAGCCUUGGGAAGGUCAGUCAUGUAUUCGCCCAUAAAAAAAGCUGGGAACGACCGUGACUCCACCUGUAUUUAUAUCAGUGACGAUAGUGAUUCAAACAGUCGGUUCUCCUCACAAGGAACCAACAAAACUUUGCAAAAUCCUAAAAGUGAUGUUGUAAAGCAGCUGUUUAAUGCACAAAGGAGUUUACUUAAAGAUCCCAAGCACAAAUCUAAAGGGAAGAAGCAGACAUCAAAAUCAUUUACCAGUAUUUCAAAAACUGAAAUUGAAAGUGUAAAGAAUGAAGCUGCAAAAUAUUUUCUUGGUGACAGUUUUGACAUGAAUUCAGUUUUUAAUUCUGAAUCUGAUGUGGAAGGUACUUUAAGUCCCAUUCCUCAGUCUAAUGUCAAAACAAAAGUGUUGCCAAAAGCUGUGAUAUCUGAUAAAUAUGGCCUCUUAGGAACUGGUAAUUAUCCAAGAGAUGUAGAUGAAAAAAUAAAUUAUUUUGAGCAUCUCCCUCCAGAAGUUGUUGAAAAUAUUUUUUGCCAGUUACCAAUGCUGGACUUGUGUCUAAACAGUAAUCGUGUAUGUUUGCAGUGGAAUCAAAUAAUUGGAAGUGAAAAGUUCGUGCCAUGGAAAAAGCUGUAUCAUAAGCUAAAAGCUGACCAUGGGACCAGCAGGGUAGAGGUUCGCCAGAUGAUGGUGAAAUAUGGCAUGAAAUUCCCAUCCAAUUACUUAGCAGCUUUGAUAAGGUACAUGAAAGACUUCAAGCCAGUCACUGCUGCCAACAUGCUGGAAUGUUUGUCCAAACAUCGCAGAUACAGCCUUGCAGGACAGCUGAUAGAUGAACGCUUGGAAGACUGCAAAACUCAUGGGGCACCCAACCCAUGGUGUGUGAUCAGCCUAUUGGUGAUACUGGCACAUAGUGUGGAGGAGAUACAGGAGAUCAUAGGCUGCCUGUCCUGCAGUGUGUCCCAGUGUACUUCAUUAGAGAUACUGGAAUGUCUCUACUGCAUUUCCACAUUUCUCUUUGCCUUCAAACUGGCUCAGAAAGGCCAGAUUUGGAGUGGGAUGCACUACCGGCUGUACUAUGCUCUGUACCUGUAUGAGAAUGCGUCCUGCUCCAGUGCAGGAGAUCUACAGAGCAUUAUGGGCCAGAACAAGGGAGGGCAGCAGUCACUCAUGAAAUACAGCUCUUCAUCCGAUUCUGUGAGACUUACCCAUGAGCAGAUGAGAAUCGUCAAGUACAUGGCCCGCCCUGAGGAAGUUAUCAAAAUUGUGGCUUUUGCAGGUACUGGUAAGACCACAACACUGGUACGAUACACCCAGUUGAGACCUGGCAAGAAGUUCCUACUGGUUGUCUAUAACAAGUCUGUUUGUGACUAUGCAAAAACAAAGUUCCCUCCAAACGUUGAGUGUAGGACUGGCCAUUCAUUGGCCUUUGGAGCAGUGGGACGAAGAUACACAAAAAAGCUAGGAAAUCUGAAGGUGUACACUCUGACCCAGACGUUGAGAGCACGCAAGGGAGAGAACCUAUUCCUGCAGGCCAAGUUUGUGUUGUCUACCCUGGAGGCAUUCUUUGCCUCGGCAGAUGAUCACAUCUCUGUGAGUCAUGUCCCAAGUACAAAACUAAAUGAGAAGACCGGACAGAAGGAACAGAUAGACAUUCAAACAAAACAGAAUUUGGUUUCUGACGCUAAUAUAAUCUGGGCGAAGAUGAAGGAUUUCAAUGAGAAUAGUGUAUUUAUGACGCACGAUGGGUACCUGAAGCUGUACCAGCUGUCUAGGCCACGCCUCUCCAAGUAUGACUGCAUACUCAUAGAUGAGGCUCAGGAUCUCACACCAGCCAUAACAGACAUCCUGUUGGGGCAGCCCCAGGGCAAGAUCCUGGUAGGGGACCCCCACCAGCAGAUCUACUCGUUCAGAGGGGCUGUCAACGCCAUGGAGAUGAUUCAGGCUGACACGGUGUUCUAUCUCACACAGUCGUUCAGAUUUGGACCAGAGAUUGCACACGUUGCCAUGUCUUGCCUCGAAGUGUUGAAGAAGGAGACAAAGAAAACACUGGUGGGAAGUGGCAAGAAAAGCACAGUGGACGGUACAUCCUUGGGACAGGUGGCCAUUAUAAGUCGCUGUAACUUCACAGUGUUCAGUGAGGCCGUGAAGAAGUGCUGCUACACGCAGGAGGAAUGCAAAGUGGCGUUCGUUGGAGGCACUGACAAUUUUGGUUUUCCGAUGUUGAUGGACAUGUAUUCUUUGCUGUGUCCUCAAAAUGGGUCAAAAGAGGGCUAUGAGAUCAAGAACAAGUUCAUCAAGAUGUUCCCAAACUUUAAGGAGUUGGAGAAGUUUGCAGUAAAGUCCAUGGACGUUGAACUUCAAGGGAAAAUCAAAAUUGUGAAAACCUACCACACCAAUCUGCCCAUCUUGAUCAGGAAAAUAGACAGCAAAUGUGUGAAAGAUGAACGCACUGCAGAUUAUGUGUUCAGCACUGCCCACAAGGCAAAAGGUCUGGAGUUCAGCACAGUGAGACUUACAGACGACUUCAUGGCAGGCGAUCAACAAUCCAUGUUCGUAACCUUGCAGAAUCUGGGCCUGGAUAUGGAAGAUGAUGAGAGGGAGGAAAGGGGAAUGCAGGACGUGAUAGCUGUGAGGGCUGACAAACAGAUAUCUGAAGAUGAGAACAAUCUCCUGUAUGUGGCUGUAACCCGCGCUAAGAAUGCCCUGCAAAUGUCAAAAACUCUGAUGUCAGUGCUGAAAUUAGCAGGGGAACAGUUUGUGUAUCCUGUAGCCAGUGACAAGCUGCGUGAGUCAGGGCAGGUCUUCAGAUGUCGAGGGACCCAUGCAGAGUUCAAGCCACACUGUGUUACUCUUCAGAAAAAGGAGAUCACUUUGGGAGAUGGUGUGUUGUUGAAAGGAGGCCUGUAUAGUCCUGCUCUGCUCACUGAGGAUCACCACAACUUUGCAGAGCUGCUUGGACUCACUGCAGCUGAGAAACAGAAGCAGAAAAAGGAACAGGACGCUUUGUGAUGACAAUGGGAAGAGUUUGGGUGAACAUGGCAUCAGUAUAUAUGUGUGGUGAUGUGAAUAGCUGACUGUGAUCCUUAUCAUAGAAAUGUGAAUAGCUGACUUGAAGACUUAUCAUAAAAAUGUGAAUAGCUGACUUGGAGACUUAUCAUAGAAAUGUGAAUAGCUGACUUAUCAUAGAAAUGUGAAAUAUGAAUAGCUGAUGUGGUGACUAAUCAUAGAAAUGUGAAUAGCUGACUAAUCAUAGAAAUGUGAAAUGUGAAUAGCUGACUUGGAGACUAAUGGAUAGGUGAUUGACCAUCCUUAUCAUGGAAAUGUGUUGCAUGAAAAAAAUACAUAGUUGCCAUAGAAAAUAAAUUUGUGUUAAUUUAUUCCAAGGUAAUAUUUGAAAUCAGUCGAAAGCUCAUUUUAGCUAUGUUAACUUAGGGGACAGGUUGAAAUUUCAGUUUGUUUUAUUGAGUAUUUGGCCAAGGGUGACCUGCAUGAUUGUAUUUAGACAUUAUCAAACUAUACUGUAAGUGAAGAUUAAUUAGGAAAACUAAAAAAUUCAUAAGUUUGAAUACUAUAUGCCUCGUCAUUUUCUUGCAUAUGCAGCUGUUUUGUGUAUCUUUCUUUACAUGUAUAAAGGUAGGUUUGUAUAUGAUUUGUUUCAAGAACUUAAUGACUGUGAUGUUGUCUAGCAUUUUCUUACGAUGAUCAUACUGAGAAUAGUUUAAUUAUCUGUUGAUGUGAAAUCUGUUGAUAUGAAUUAGAUGUUGAUGAGAAAAGAGGUCUGGAACCUGAUGAUGGGAAUGAGCUAUACCAUUUGUAGGUGGCAUGAGCAUAUAGUUCUCAUGGAAACCUUUUAGGAUAUUGUGUUGUCCGUUGUUCGUCACUGUGUUUGUGCAUGUGUCUAUCACAGACACAUGCACGAACACAGUGACGAACAACGGACAGUGUCUGUCCUAUAAUAACAAUUUUCUUCCAAUUAUUUCUCCUCCUUUAUCGCUGGGCUUAUUUGAAACUUCACAGGAAUGAUCCUUGGCUGACCAUCCUACAAGGUUGUUCGAAUUGUUCGGGUCCAAUGCAUAUGUAGGUUAUGAAGCUUAAAAUAGAUUUUAGAAAUGCAACAUUUAAAAAUCUCUGAAACCACAUGAGUCUGGGCUUUAAUAUUUGCUGUGUAACAUCAUCGUGUUGUCCUCUUAAUUAGCUUGUAAAAGUCAUGCCCCUGGCCACAUCCCAUGGGUCACAAGGUUUAUAGAUAGACUGAUAUAGUAUAAAACUUAUCUCAUAUCUUUAUAAAAAAUAUCUCAGACAACACUAUGAUUAGGGAUUUGAUAUUUGGUGUUUAACAUUUUAUUUUGGUCUUGCACCAAGUUUGUUUAAAUCAUGCCAUUGUGGUAAAAAUUGCCCCCACUAUAAGAUUUACUGUUUGUAGUCGAAAAUUGUAUUUGUUUUAAAACUGUCUCAGACUUUUAUAAGUCUGUGUCAUGCAGUUUAAUUUUUUUAUAAAUAAAAACUACAGUUAUUACUCAAACCUCACUAAAUCUACACCUAACUGGUUAGUUUCUACAUGUCUUCUUAAGCAACUAAGGGCUUUUAAGCCCUCUUGUUAUAUGUGGUUGUAAAAAGAAAGAAUAUUUUUUAAAAAUUGGAAAGAUCUGCAGCACUCGAUGUAAUUGUGAAACUGAAGAUGUGAAAUAGGAGUGCUAAUGCUGAGUAUGUUAAUUACAAGCAGUCAGGUAUUUUAACCCUUUCAGUGCGGGAACCGAAUUUUGAAGAACGUGGCGUCUCAUCAGGAUCCAAACUGUUUGCUAUUCUGAUAAUAUUCUUUGAAAAAAAUCGAAGAAAAUGCUAAUUUUAGAAAUUCAGCAGACGACAUUUUAGCAGACGACAAAUUUCCCAGCAUGCAAAAGGUAAAAUAACUAAGCUGCAUGAUGAGGGGAAAGGGAAACUAAUGAUUCGGUAAAUUAUUUACUUCAAUCCUGGUGCUUGGUACUGAACAAUGUGUACAUGACAGAUUUUAAAAGUAUCAUUGUUAGUCAUAAGGUAUCAGUAACAUUUUGUGAUUUAAAAUUGGAACUAAAUAUGUCUUCUCUUGCAUAAGAACAUGACUAGUAGUGUCUGUGAAUGUGUGUAUUUUCAAGUUAUAUGCUAGUUUUGCAAUAGAUGCAUGAAGUAUUACAAUAAUAAACAAUGGUGCAAUUUUAUGUAUUUAGUAAACUGAUGCUGGUCAUUAAUACACGUACGUUUAAAUAAUAAGCCUUUUGUGUACGUGAUAACAAGGCAGCAUAGUUGGACAAAUAAUUGAAGCAAUUAAUGAGUUAUUAAAUUCUAUGUAAAAAUAUUACAUUCAGCAAAUACUGUAUUAAUAGCUUAUUGAUUGCUGUUCAUAUGUUUUGUAAUUCAUAUAUGUCAUUAUGUAUAUCCCUUGCAUGUUUUUUUAAAAGUGAUUUCCUUUGUAAUGGAAAUAAUAAAAGCAUGCAUGAUA